Athene cunicularia (burrowing owl) is the source of this 1189-nucleotide messenger RNA. It is a transcript of the gene IMMP2L, whose product is annotated as inner mitochondrial membrane peptidase subunit 2. Gene Ontology annotation, cellular component: membrane; mitochondrial inner membrane peptidase complex. Bases 240 to 806 code for a protein of 188 amino acids. The transcript is spliced from 7 exons. Gene Ontology annotation, biological process: mitochondrial respiratory chain complex assembly. Gene Ontology annotation, molecular function: serine-type endopeptidase activity. The record is from RefSeq and is a predicted model, not a curated record. NCBI's taxonomy places the organism in Eukaryota, Metazoa, Chordata, Aves, Strigiformes, Strigidae.
CUCGUGGGGCUCUGCCCUGCCGCCGCUGUGUGGCGUCGGGGUCCUCCCUUUUCCUCCUCUCCUGCAAGUUACCGAGAUACUAAUUCCCAGGGGGAAGGGGCUGGAUUAAAAAAGAAGUGGCAGGCUAAUGGUGUGGAGUAGUGUUCUGCUCUGUAGUGUUUUUCCGGUCAUGAUUGAAAGGGGGAACUCGUGGCCACACUGCAAGGUAGAACUGAAGCACUGUGAACGGCAUUUGGAUUAUGGCACGGGCUCAAGGUUUGGGGAAGAGAUACAUUAAAGCCUUUUUUAAAGGUUUCUUUGUUGCUGUUCCCGUAACGGUGACUUUCUUGGAUAGAGUUGCCUGUGUAGCAAGGGUGGAAGGAGCAUCAAUGCAGCCUUCUUUGAAUCCUGGGGGAAGACAAGCAUCUGAUGUAGUACUCUUGAACCAGUGGAGCAUUCGAAAUUAUGAUGUACAACGUGGGGACAUUGUGUCAUUGGUGUCUCCUAGAAACCCUGAACAGAAGAUCAUUAAACGAGUGAUUGCUCUUGAAGGAGACAUUAUCAAAACCAUUGGAUACAAAAAGAAGUAUGUAAAAGUUCCACAUGGGCAUAUUUGGGUGGAAGGUGAUCACCAUGGACACAGCUUUGACAGCAAUGCUUUUGGCCCGCAAGCAGGUGCACAAGAAGCUGGGAAGGAGCAUGUCAAGGUCUCUCUUGGACUUCUACAUGCUCGAGCUACUCAUAUCCUCUGGCCUCCACAACGCUGGCAGAAGUUACAGCCUAUGCUACCUCCAGAGCGCAAACCACUCCAGAGAGAGCAAGAGUAAUCUGAAUAUUCAGACAGAAAAAUGCUGAAGUAAAGUUUAACCAGGAAGAGUUGCAAUGGUUAUAACAUUACCCGUAAGAGCUUUACCAAGUGUGCUUUAACAUCAGGUACCAUAUCAGCAAAUACAUGUGAUACCUCCAUGGUAAAAUGCCACCUAAGUGUAAAGUUUUAUUGGGUCUUUUUGUUGGUUGUGUUGGGUUUUGGUUUUGUUUUGGGUUUUGUUUUGUUGUUGUUGUUGUUGUUGUUAAUCUCAAACAGUAGUGCAUUUUGCAUUAUUUUGGUUUCAAAUAAUUGGUUGUAGAAGUUUUGAAGGUUCAAUUUUUCUGGGAGUGGUAAAAUGCUUGACUUAUUACAUCUGUACCUGUGCUCUGGAUAAGAAAUUAU